AUGCGAACCUCUCCGAACGUGAUCAUCACUGGUACCCCUGGCGUGGGGAAGACCGUUCAUUGCGAACAACUCGCGCAAGAUAUCGGCCUGAAGCAUCUCUCUAUCAACCAAGUCGCAAAAGACCGUGGCUGCUUCGAUGAAUAUGAUGAGGAACUGAAAACCUGGGUGGUCGAUGAAGAUAAGCUUCUGGAUGCCCUCGAAGAUGAAAUUCCCAACGGUGGAUACCUAAUCGACUGGCAUGCUUGCGAUCUCUUCCCUAAAUCCUGGAUUGAUCUCGUCGUUGUCCUCCGGUGUCCCACUACAGAUGUUCUAUACGACCGACUUGCCUCGCGGGGUUACCACGAUAAGAAGCUUGAGGAGAACGUCGAUGCGGAAAUUUUUGGCGUCCUGCUAGAUGAAGCGCGGGAAGCCUUCGACGAGGAGGUUGUGGUGGAGCUGAACAGCGAGCAGGACAGUGAUGUGGAAUCCAACUGCCAGAGAAUCGCGCAGUGGGUGGAGUCGUGGAAGAAGACGCAGGCGGAAAAUGCGGACUGA
Penicillium arizonense is the source of this 534-nucleotide messenger RNA. RefSeq names its product nucleoside triphosphates FAP7. Gene Ontology annotation, cellular component: nucleus; cytoplasm. Gene Ontology annotation, molecular function: AMP kinase activity; ATP binding; ATP hydrolysis activity. The record is from RefSeq and is a predicted model, not a curated record. The coding region runs from base 1 to 534 and encodes 177 amino acids. The transcript is spliced from 3 exons. Lineage: Eukaryota; Fungi; Ascomycota; Eurotiomycetes; Eurotiales; Aspergillaceae.